AUGGCUCCGUCGGUCCUCCGGCUGGGCGCUGCUGCCCUAGCCUGUGCCUCGAGCACUCUUGCUGUCGAGACGUACCAGCUCAAGGAGUCAUAUAACCCGUCCAAUUUCUUUGACAAGUUCACCUUCUUCAGCUCUCCCGACCCCAACCAGGGUUUCGUCAAGUACAGAAGCAAGCAGGACGCCACCAACCUCGGCCUUAUCCAGAGCACCAAGGACGAGGUGACCAUCAAGGUCGAUUCGACCGGCACGGACAAGGACGGCCGGAGCAGUGUCAGGAUCGAGAGUGUCAACACCUACAACUCGGGCCUGUUCAUUGCCGAUUUCUCCCACUUUCCCAAGCCAGCAUGCGGUGCUUGGCCCGCCUACUGGAUGGUUGGACCCCAGUGGCCUCUGGACGGCGAGGUCGACAUCUACGAGGGCUGGAACUUGAACACGGCCAACAAGGUUGUGCUUCACACGGACGGCCCUUCCGUCGUGGGCUCUUGCACUGUCAGCCAGGAGGACUUCACGGCCUCGUUGCGCUACAGCAACUGCUGGGACAAGGCCCCGGACCAGCCGGGUAACACGGGCUGCGCGGCGGACGAGCCCGAUGGAACAUUUGGUGGCGCGGCCGGAGGUGUCUACGCUACUGAGUGGAGUGAGACCGGCUUCAAGAUCUGGUCCUGGACACACGACAACGUCCCUUCGGACGUGAAGAGCGGCAAGCCCGACCCGAGCACGUGGGGCAUGCCCGUGUUCGCCGCCGGAGGUAGCACUUGCGACGUCACCAAGACCUUCAACAACAUGCGCAUCAUCCUGAACAUCAACCUCUGCGGCGAUGCCGCCGGCGGUCUCUGGGGCGAGACCUGCCAGGCGGCGACCGGGGUGGCCCAGUGCGCCCAGUACGUGCAGCAGAACCCGAAGGCGUUCGAGCAGACCUACUGGAAGAUUCGCGGCAUCGACGUGUACCAGCUCGAGACGGUCAAGCCGAGCUCGACUGCCGCCUCCAGCACGUCAACUACAAGCAGCAAGUCCAGCACUUCGAACACCUCCGCUGCUUCAUCUACGAGCACCUCCGACAGCACCCCGAGCAGCACGUCGACCAAGUCGACCAAGUCGACCGCUCCUACCUCGACCACUGGGGCUUCGACCUCGGCUACGGAGACCUGCACCUCGGAUGUCACCACGGAAAGCGCCACCGAGACCGUGACCUCGACCUCCUCGAGCGGGCCCGCUACCGAGACGGAUACGGAAAGCGACUGCCCUGAUGACAAUACCCCCUCCACCACGUUCCCACCCGACGUCACCGGCACCUCGGGCACGGCCACGGCUACGGCCUCGGUCUCGGCCACUGAGACUGCGACCGAGACCGAGAGCGAAUGCUCCGACGACAUCUCCGAGACGGCUACCGUCGGGCCCACCGACUCGUCCACGAAGGUGACGGCCACCGCCGCGCCUACCGACUCGUUCACGGAGGUGACGGCCACCGCCUCUACCACGGAGUUCACCACGUCCACCAUCUACUCGACCGUCACGUCCACCAUAACCUCGUGCGCGCCCACGGUGACCAACUGCCCGGCCCGCACCGUCACCAGCGUCAUCGUUAUCGGCACCACCGUCUGCCCCGUGACCGAGGUCAAGCCGACCGAGACUGGCGGGGGCGUCCCCGGUACCGGUGUUCCCAGUGCCAGCGCCCCGGGUGCCGGCUCCCCGAGUGCCGACGUUCCCAGCUCCAACGUCCCCGGCACCGGCGUCGUCCCUACUUCCAGCGUCCCCACUGUCAGCGUGCCCGCUCCCGGCGGCCCGAUCGGAGGCGACACCACCCUCCGGACGUCCACCACCGUCUACCGAACGACCACUGUCGUCGUCCCGCGCCCGACCGACGGCUCGGCGGGUGGCGGCGACAACGACAACAACAACAACAACAACAACAACGAGGAGGAGGGCAGCGGCGAUAACAACGAGACCGCCAGCAGCUCCACCCUCGCGCCCAGCUUCGUGUCCCCGCCCGCCUCGAGCUCGGCCAUCCCCGACGAGCCGGAGCAGGCGCAGCCGACCGACACGGGCGCGGGCGUGCCGCCCGUCGAGAUCGUGACCAGCACCAGCCCGUCGGCCACGAGCAGCGGUCUGUCGCCCGUCGUAACUGCCGGCGCGGGCAAGGUGGCUGCCAGGAGCGCGGUGCUGAUGGGCGUCGGCGCCGUGGUGGCCUUGGUCAAUCUCUAAACCAAGACUUGAUUCUUUCCUGUAUGUACACGCACCUAGGGAGGGCUCCUUUUUGAUUGAUUAAUCAUUCGAAUAAGGGGGAGUGUCUCGAAUAUUGGUUACACUCUGGAGAUACAUCUGUUAUACGGAAGGCCCCUUGUUUUAGUUAUUUUGUUUUUAGAAUUGAAUUCUCCCGUGU
Messenger RNA from Thermothelomyces thermophilus ATCC 42464, 2380 nucleotides. Its product is annotated as glycoside hydrolase family 16 protein. Gene Ontology annotation, molecular function: hydrolase activity, hydrolyzing O-glycosyl compounds. The transcript is spliced from 2 exons. Gene Ontology annotation, biological process: glucan catabolic process. The record is from RefSeq and is a predicted model, not a curated record. Lineage: Eukaryota; Fungi; Ascomycota; Sordariomycetes; Sordariales; Chaetomiaceae. Bases 1 to 2202 code for a protein of 733 amino acids.